CUUAAUAGUGGGGUUUCCUAUCACAUCUCCAAAGACGUGUGUGUCCUUUUUUGGGUUCUUAAUGGCGCCAGGGGAUUCUAAACUGGAUUCAGUGGGUGUGAAAAUCCGUCGUCACUUGUAAUUCACAUAAACAGAUAGCACAACAUUAGCACUAUUCCAACACACGCAACUUGAAAGGAAAUACAAUUACGUACUUUUUCUUUGUCUUUUUUCUUAACUCGCCUUGUCUAAGAUUUGAGGCUGCAGGAGCCUGAACUGGCAGCACAGCGGGCAAAGCAGGAGUCAAACUUCGAUGGGGUGAGACUUCACAGGGCACACAAAGACACAAUUUGCUGGUGCUCAUUUAUAUUACUGGCACGUUUUCAGAAACGUUUCGUUCGCGGAAAAUUCUACAACGUGCAGCCGAACUCGGACUACAUCUACUUUAUUCCAGCCAUCCACACUCUACUAACGCCUCUUCCAUGCUAGGAUCGCUGGGAAAAUGGCAUCUUUGGCACCAGUCUAUUCCUGAGCACACUCACCUAUACUGAUGAGCUUAACAUGACGGUCUGGCACCACCCCGUAGAUUUUUUUUAUAACACGCACUCGGUUGUGUGUGUAUGUUAGAAAUGCUUUACGUUUGUACCUUACCAUGCCAAUAAAGUUAGUUGAAUAAAUUUAAAUUGCGCAAGCGCGUUCGCGAGGAAGCGUUCCGUACACGUGCUGUAGUCACCACCCCUCCGUUUAUGGCGCCAAACUGAACACGUCCAUUCAUUGCCGCUGACAAACAGAAGUGACAAACGGCGUGGGCAGCUGCGAAUGCUGACGGAUUCGACAGGCAAUGUCCAAGAAAAAGGGCCUGAGCUUGGAAGAGAAACGAUCUCGCAUGAUGGAAAUAUUUUUUGAGACGAAGGAUGUGUUUCAGUUGAAAGAUAUGGAAAAGAUUGCCCCCAAGAUGAAGGGAAUAACCCCAAUGUCUGUAAAAGAUGUUCUGCAGAGCCUAGUUGAUGAUGGCAUGGUGGACACUGAGAGAGUUGGAACCUCAAACUAUUACUGGGCUUUCCCAAGUAAAGCAUUGCAUGCAAGAAAACGAAAACUAAAUGAUCUUGAGAAACAGAUUGCAGAGGGUGAGCAAAAGAAAACUGCUUUAGAACUUGCUGUAAAAAAGGCAAAAAUGGGUCGUCAAGACACGGACAAUCGAGCUGCUUUGUUAAAAGAACUACAGGAACUGAGGGAGCAAAGGAAUUUGAUAAAAGCAGAAGUAGAAAAAUAUAAGGAAUGUGACCCUGACGUGGUAGAAGAAAUACGGCAGUCUAACAAAACAGCAAAGGAAGCAGCUAACAGAUGGACAGAUAAUGUCUUUGCCAUUAAGUCAUGGGCCAAGAGAAAAUUUGCAUUUGAAGAAAGCAAGAUCGAUAAAACCUUUGGUAUACCAGAAGAUUUUGACUACAUUGACUGACACUUUAAAGCAUUUUUCCCUUUCUACUAAAAACUAAGAUACUCCUACUAUUAAAUUUCUGUUUUUGUUAAUACAACAUCACUGCCUAAUACCAGGUUAAAGCAUACAGUAAGCCAAUAACAUAAGGUAAAAUUAUUUUAAUGUAUAUAUAUUUUUUAUUUUUCAUAUAAUGUAUUAUUUAGAAUUCUUGUAUUGUACAGUUACAAUGCUAUGAACAGCUUUCAAAUGUAUCUGAUGAGGAUUAAAUGCACAUACAGUAUACCUUGUAAACUUUAUUGUAAAUGCUAACAUUGAGCAUAAUUUUGUUUUGUA
This is a messenger RNA of Polypterus senegalus (gray bichir), 1750 nucleotides long. RefSeq names its product meiotic nuclear divisions 1 homolog (S. cerevisiae) (gene mnd1). Bases 821 to 1438 code for a protein of 205 amino acids. Gene Ontology annotation, molecular function: double-stranded DNA binding. Gene Ontology annotation, biological process: reciprocal meiotic recombination. Gene Ontology annotation, cellular component: nucleus. Lineage: Eukaryota; Metazoa; Chordata; Cladistia; Polypteriformes; Polypteridae. The record is from RefSeq and is a predicted model, not a curated record. The transcript is spliced from 8 exons.